Messenger RNA from Orbilia oligospora ATCC 24927, 888 nucleotides. RefSeq lists its product as uncharacterized. The record is from RefSeq and is a predicted model, not a curated record. NCBI's taxonomy places the organism in Eukaryota, Fungi, Ascomycota, Orbiliomycetes, Orbiliales, Orbiliaceae. Bases 1 to 888 code for a protein of 295 amino acids. The transcript has a single exon.
AUGAAGCCUCAGCGGAGAUCUCUUAGCUCCCAGGCCCUAGUCGCCGUCAUUACCAUACUAUAUUGUAGCCUUCUAGUCGGCUCUCGAUCGGUCGACAUGCGGAAACUUAAGCUUCAAAAGCGGGCUAACGACUAUAAAGUUGUUUGGGAACGACAAAAAAAAAUCGGCCCGCCUCUAUCACCCACAUCAGAUCAAGCUACCCUACCAAAAAAUAUGGGACCUCUAAACUUCUACCAAAAGGAGUGCGAAGUAGGCAUGUUCGAUAACGGGCCCGGCGACGACUUUGGCUGGUCAGGACAACCCCUUAGUGGAGGGCAUUUCCAGGAAGGGACGUGCCUCAAAGUCAAUGAUUUAAAACCAGGGCUUGGGAAUAAAAUCAGCGCUUAUGUAGUUACUGGAUACUGUGAAUGCGAGUUCUUCGACGACAGCGACUGUCAGACUGGGCUUUUUUCGGCCUUCAAUCGGGCGGACUCCUCACUGAAAAGUAAUGGUCCACAUGAUAACAUGAUCGAAAGCAUUCGGUGUAAAAAAAGGGAUCACAUCGAUGAUUUUGUAAGCGGGAGUAUACAUUUUGAGGGGGGUGAGGUUCGGGGUGCUUAUAAUCGUGGAUCGAAGGUGUCGGUUAGGGAGUGGAAUUUCGAGGUUAGAAAAGAGCAACUUUAUACGGACUGUGUUCCUGUGCCGGACGUCUUUCCUAUCAGGUACUACAAAAUCAACGGUGUCACUUGUGACUUUUUCGAGAGGGCAGGCUGCACGAAUCUCCAGUUUACAGCAGGACAUGCAGGCAAGGUUGAUAAGAAAUAUUCUACCGAGGCUCCGAAGUAUUUGAGGAGUUUUAAGUGUUAUCCGCCAUAUGGGGUUAUGUGGGAUCCUCGAGAUGACCGAUGA